Hydatigera taeniaeformis is the source of this 234-nucleotide messenger RNA. The record is from the annotation of a GenBank genome assembly. Lineage: Eukaryota; Metazoa; Platyhelminthes; Cestoda; Cyclophyllidea; Taeniidae.
AUGUAUUUUGAGGACGACAGGAUAGAUGGGUUCGGGCAUGGCUCGAAGCGCGAUGGUCGGGAGUUUGAUAAUGAAGUUCCUCCAAAAAAGGUUCAAAAGGGGGAUGUUUCAAAUAUAUCAGUAAGGUUUUUGAUACCAGCUCGUGCUGCCGGCCUAAUUAUCGGCAAGGGUGGUGAAAACAUAAAGAGGAUUCGAAACCAGGUUACUAUUUCUUCCGCUUUUCUUCUCUGCUCU